UUCAUUAAUUCUAGUACAUCCGAGGCUUGCUUCUUAAUCACUCGUGUGGUCCUUACGACUUGGUCCUUAGGUACGAAGACCAAUGUGGUUUUAAAGUUACCUACAUAUAAGUUAAGUGGAGUUUCUGUGAGUAAUAGUAAUAUAGUGAGAAGUGAUUUAAGUGAUCUGUGAAUUGAAAGUAAGACUCUGGUCGUCAAUGAUGAAGUUAUCACAGCCGAUGUUAAAAAUGAUAAUAAAAAUACUUAUAUUAAUGAUGUUGUUCGUUACAAUGUUUAUGAUAUCAACGUUUCUGUAUAGCGCCAAAUAUUGGCCCGAUGUUUACAAUUACAUAAACGCUAAUAUAACGAUUAAAAGGAUCCCUACGAUAUCAGAAUUGGAAUUAACUGUCAUUGAAGUAGUUGAUUAUACUACAGAACAACCCUACACAUCAACUGAUGGGGAUUACAUUGAAGUAUCAACUGUAGACGACCUAGACAUCGACGAGUUUAUGAAAGACGAAAUCGAUUUUACUAAAAAAGUGAAACGACAUAUUGAAGUUGAACAACUAAAAGAUUACAUCGAAUUACCUCCACGACCUAUUUUCGUCGAUUACGUAUUCAUCGAAGAACCGAUGAAACAAGAAACAGAUCCAAAGAAAUCAGGAGACAAUCAUGAUAAUGACAUACCAGAAGAAAUGGACAAAGACAUAAUGAAAACAUCAGUAACAGGUCUGGUUAUAGAAGAUGAUCUACCAAAAACUACAGUCAGUGAAGAUCCAGCAGUUACAAAGAAGUACUACACAGUACAGCCAACAAAAGCCAAAGCCUCAAGACGAUCAAUUAAUGAAGAAGUAUACACCACAGAACUCUCUAAGCAAGAAGUAGAACAUACUACCACAAUAGAAGGAUAUUUAGUGGGAGAUGAAGAGGAGAUUGAAAGAGAAACAGAAGUACCAAUAGUUAUAACUACGAAAGCGAACGAAAACGAAUUGUUUGAUGAUGAAGAUGAUACGGGACUUAUGAAAGAUUCGGUGGACGUCAGCAACCUUAGUACGAGGAGUCCAGAUGAUGUUGAAAUGGUUACACGGAAACCUUGGAAGAUGCAAAUGCUGCCGGACCCCAUCUGCCACGGCGACUGGUCGUGCAAGGAGUUCACCAGGACGGUGUACCCGUGGGUGGUGUCCAUCUUCAUCACCAACGAGAGCGCUGACAGUCAGUUCAGCUACUACUGUGAUGGCGCGCUGCUUACUGAGAAGGUUAUUGUCACUGGUGCUAGAUGUAUGUAUGCCAACGACAGCGCGUGGGAAGCUGAGAACGUGCUGGUGUUCCUCGGGAAGGUCAACCUGCAGGCUUUCGGAGGCAAAGAGAAAGUACACAAGGUAAAAUCUAUAAUCCUGCACCCGAACUUCACGACUGGAGUGAGUGGGAGGGUGAUGAACGACAUAGCGCUGCUGGUGUUGGAGGUGCCCGUCGAGUUCAAGGACAACAUACAGUCCGCUUGCAUUCACCAGGAGAACAGCCUCCAGCAUGCUGCCGCCACAGCGUGGGGAGCGAAUGGUCUGCUGAUGCCAAUCUUCUUCAACAACCAACGAGGAGACCACUGCUACGAUAUGGACGAAAAUGUAUUCUGUGUUACAUAUGGAAAUGACGUAGCCCUAUGUCCAAGUUUUGGCGGCGUGUUCGUAUCGCAGCAGACUGAGCGCUGGUGUCUCACCGGCAUACACUACGGGGACCCGGCAGAGAGGGGCAUUUGUUUCAACAAGAACGUGUUCUACACCUCAUUGUACAACCACCUCAAGUGGAUCGACGACACUAUUGGGAUGAUAAAAAAAACUUAUCUGUAGA
Messenger RNA from Spodoptera frugiperda (fall armyworm), 1823 nucleotides. RefSeq lists its product as uncharacterized. NCBI's taxonomy places the organism in Eukaryota, Metazoa, Arthropoda, Insecta, Lepidoptera, Noctuidae. The coding region runs from base 197 to 1822 and encodes 541 amino acids. The record is from RefSeq and is a predicted model, not a curated record. Gene Ontology annotation, molecular function: serine-type endopeptidase activity. The transcript is spliced from 6 exons. Gene Ontology annotation, biological process: proteolysis.